CAGCCCUACAAGGAGUUCGCUCAGCCCAGGAAAGGCGCCCACUCCCGGACGACACGCCGUCCUUGUUUCCGAUGGCGGAGCCCAUCGUCGUGCUUCCCGCGCCGCCCCACGAGGCGCCGAUCGGCGGCGCCGCCGAGCCUCCGUACCAGCAGCCUGCCGCCGAGGGCGGCGGCCUCGCGCUCGUCGGCGGCCGCGGCCCACCCAUGCUCAAGAGCAUGCCCUCUGCCAACUCGCAGUUCGCGAUCGAGCAGCUGAUCGGCCUCGCCAGCUCGUCGCCGACCAAGGAGCCGUCGCCGCGCUUCUCCCAGCCGGGCAGCGAGGGCGGCCAGAGCCCGGACCAGCAAGGAGCGACGCCCCCCAUGCUGUCCGAAGCCACGCCGCCUCACGAAGAGUUUGAACCGUCGGGCGGGCGGGCGGAGGGGGCGAUGCCCAUCGCGAGCGCGAUGGCCAUCCCGCCGGGCUACUACGCGCCCCCCCCCGCCGCCGCCGCCGUCCACUAUGGCCAGAUGCCGCCGUCGUACCUCGAGGCGACUCCCUCGCCUCACCUCGCGAGGCCGCAGGCGGCGGGCGAGGUUGGCGCAGCGGGCGAGCCGCGCGCGCCCCUCGAGAACUGGGCGCCCCAGACGGUCGUGCGCGGCGUGGCGCCCCACGUCCCCGUCCCCGUCGCCCUGCCCGGCGUCGAGCCCGGCACCUCGGCCGUGCCAAACAACAGCGCCAAAAAGGCGGCGACGGCCGCUGGGAAGGACAAGGCGAGCGGUCGCAAGGGGCGCGAGGUGGUGCCGUGGCGGCCGUCGGAGGACUCGACCAUCCUGCAGGGCGUGUCCGAGCACGGCUGCAAGUGGUCGCUCAUCUCGCAGCAGCUGCCCGGCCGCUCGGAGAAUGCGGUCCGCAACCGGUGGCACCGGCUCGAAAACGCGGAGCGCACGCGGCGCGAGGCGCUCGAGGCGGGGCUGCCGGUCGAGGGGUACCGCUGCCGCAAGUGCGGCCACUUCAAGAAGGGGCACAUGUGCCUCGGCCUCGAGACGGUCGCGCCCGACGGCUCCGUCAUGCCGACGCCCGCCGCGAGCGGCGCCAAGCGAGGGCGGGCGGCCGACGCGGCCAAGCCGCCCCGCAAGCCGCCCCGCACCCUCGCGCCCGGCUACCAGGGCAUGCCGCUGCAGAUGCCGCCCCACCUCAUGGGGCAGCCGCUGCCGCAGCACGACCCCUCCUACCCGAUGCACCACCCGAUGGUUGCCGCGCACCCGGGCAUGCAGCAGCUGCCGCCCGGCCAGCUGCCGCCCGGCCAGCUGCCGCCCGGCGGAGGGUACUACUACUACCACGAGACGGCGCAGCAGCAGUUCCUGCAGCAGCAGCGGUACGAGCAGCACCACCAGAUCAUGCAGCAGCACCACCAGCAGCAGUUUGAGCAGCAGCAGCAGCAGCAGCAGCAGCAGCAGCAGCAGCAGCAGCAGCAGCAGCAGCAGCAGCAGCAGCAGCAGCAGCAGCAGCAACACUUGGCUCAGCAGCACUUGGCGCAGCCGCCGCCGCAGCAGCAGAUGAUGCAGCAGCAGGGACAGCAGCCGCAGGGGCAGCCGCCGCAGCCGCCGCCGCACCCCGCGGCCGGGAUGAUGGCAGCGCGGCAGCACCCGCCGCCGCAGCAGCAGCUCCCGCCGCCGCCGCAGCAGCAGAUGAUGCCGCAGCCGGGGCAGCCUUCGCAGGGGCAGCCCGCGCCGCCGCACCUGCAGGGGCACCCGCACUUGCCGCACGUGCCGCAGCUGUCGCACCUGCAGUACGCCGCCCCCCCCGGGUACUACGCGUACGGAGGGCCGCCGGGCGCCGCCAUGGUGUACGCCUACCCGCCCUCGAACGACGCGUCGCCCACGGGGGAGGGCACGGGCGAGGGAGGCGCGCCCUUCCAGCCGGCGCCCACCUCGCCGCUCACCGCGCCGCUCUCGCCGAGCGGCAUCGAGGGCUUCAGCGACGACGUCGUGGGCUCGUUCCUCCACGACGCGCUCGAGUACAACAGCGCCUCGGCCAAGGUCGAGCCCCCCCCGCAGUGAGGCCGCCCUCGCGCCCCGAUGUUCAGCAGAGGCGACCCCCCCCCGCGGGUCUGACCGCCGCCGCCCGGAGCGGAGCCCUGAUAGACGGCGCGGCGGCCAUCGCGUGAACACCGAACACCCCCUUCCCCCGAACGGGCGGGAGGCGACUCGAUCUCAAGAGUAUUCGUUGCCACACUCUGCGCUGUACUGGCCAUUAUUAUGUUCUGUGCAUGUCUUGGGAGAUGGAUGCGUGUCGGCGCGAGCGCUCAGAGCGUGCGACACACUUGUCAAGCUGUCAAACCCCGGUGUUGAUUAGGUCUGCAGAGGGUGUCUCAAUUUGAGAGAUUGCAUUUUAAUAUCGUGGGAUGCGACCGC
Messenger RNA from Emiliania huxleyi CCMP1516, 2393 nucleotides. RefSeq lists its product as hypothetical. The transcript has a single exon. Gene Ontology annotation, molecular function: RNA polymerase II cis-regulatory region sequence-specific DNA binding; DNA-binding transcription factor activity, RNA polymerase II-specific. Gene Ontology annotation, cellular component: nucleus. The coding region runs from base 72 to 2039 and encodes 655 amino acids. The record is from RefSeq and is a predicted model, not a curated record. Gene Ontology annotation, biological process: regulation of DNA-templated transcription. Lineage: Eukaryota; Haptophyta; Isochrysidales; Noelaerhabdaceae.